This is a messenger RNA of Antechinus flavipes (yellow-footed antechinus), 11311 nucleotides long. Its product is annotated as hornerin-like. The transcript is spliced from 8 exons. The record is from RefSeq and is a predicted model, not a curated record. NCBI's taxonomy places the organism in Eukaryota, Metazoa, Chordata, Mammalia, Dasyuromorphia, Dasyuridae. The coding region runs from base 7850 to 10015 and encodes 721 amino acids.
GGAAUCUCUAGGGAUAUAUAGAUUGAGAAAUGGGUGAUAUGAAAAGAGAAAAAGUGAGAUUCUGGUGUAGGAGAGAUUAAGAAAGUGAAAAUAUGAAUGAAUGGACAUUUUCAAAUAAAUAGAAAUUAGAGAAGACCCUUAGACCCUUGUAGGAAGGGCCUGUGAUGAAUACUAAGACCAAGUGAAAAGUGAUAAAGGCUGGGAGAAAUAUGAUGCGUGAAAUACAGAUGGUGUAAGUGUUCCAGAGUAAGACAGAAAGAUCAAGAAAGAUGUUUUUAGAAAGUCAAGUAAUAUAAGAUGAAUCAUGGGUGGUUGAAGAAAACAAGGGAGCAUAAAGUUGGAUGGAUAAAAAUACUUAGGUAUUCAAACAUAGAUUACUGAAGAGACCCAUGUAGUGAGUUUUAAAGGAUUGAAGAGACCAACUCAGAAGUUUGAAAAGUGGAGAAAACAUGAUGGUGAAAGACAGAUAUAGUAUGAGUCAAGAUUGCUGAGAUUCUAGAUGUUGAGAGACUGAUGUGUGGAGAGAACUGUAAGAAAUGGAGAUUUGUGCAUGGAAAAGUUGACAGAAUUAAAAAUAGAGAUGGCAACGGGCAGAGAUAGGACUGUCUGAAAGGAAUAGUGCACUGAGAUAUAUAAGAGCAGAGUUCAAGAAAAAGAGAGGUGUAAUGUAACAGAAAACAGUAAUAGAACUUGGAAUAGAACAGAAUUUUGAAUAGAAAUAAUGUAAUUAUAUAAGGUGCAAAAGUGUAGAAAUACAAAUUAGGAUAGAUAAAAGGUAAAAGGAAGCAGAGUAAUAGAGGAAAAGAAAACAGACACCUAGAUCAAAAAACAAAUGAAUGAAAGGAGAAAUCCAGAAAAAAGGAUAUGAAUGGUUUAAUAAAGAAUUAAGAGAAAUAGAAAAUAUGUGGAUAGCUGGAAAGGUACCGAGAUGUAGAGCAGAAUUGCAAGGGAAGGAAAAAUGCAAAGUCCUAGAGUUAAAGUUGAAUGAAAGUUAAAGUAUAUUGAGAGGUGAAAUACAGUGAAAAGGAGCUGUAGAUGGAAAGAUAAAGAAUUUGCUAGAAGAAUGAAUGAAAAAUGAGAUGAUUGAGAAUUGCAAACCUGAAUAAAAGAACAGAGUGAGAGCCAUAUGAGAGGAGAAUCUAAGAGAGAGGUGAAAGGUCAUAUAAAUCUUGACUUAAAUUUUCCUGAAUAGAAGAAAAAUGAGAAAUGUCUGAAUGUAGAAAUCUAAAUAAAUGAAGCUAGAAAAUAAAAAAAGGCUGAGAAGGGUAGAGCUAAAAAUAUGCAAAAAGAUGAGCCCACCCUGAGAAUCCUCAAAUGAAAGGAGAAGACAAGAUGGGAAGAGACUGUGCAAAAGAAAAGAUUGAGUAAUGGUAGAAAGAAGAGCAUAUGAAUAGUUAGAAAAAUAUAGGGGAAAUAAAGAUACAGGAAGAAGCAAAUUGCCAGAGAAAGGAACAGGAAGAGUAGUAAUUGAGAAACAAAUUUUAGUGAAAGAAGAUUUGUGCAUAGAGCACUCAAGUUGCAGAUGGAUGAAUGUGAAAAGGAACUAUCAGCAAAAAGGUCUAAGUGAAAGAAUAGAGGGAGAACUCCUCUAGGAAUGAGUAUAUUAUUAGGAAAAUGCUUGUUUAGGAUUUUAACGGAAGUAGAGAAUCAAAAAAAAAAGUAGAAAAUUAAUUCCCAGGCAAGGGCAGAAAACAAAAAAAGUUUAGAGAGAGAGGAGACAGAACCAAACUUUGCAGAGAUGAAAGCAUUUAAAGGGUUAGAAAAAAAGAGAUGGCCAGAUGGAAUGGAAAGACCAGAGAAGAACUGAAUAGUGGUUGGGCAUUGUGAGAGAGUAAGAAAUGGAUGGAUGGAUGGUUGGAUGGGUAGAAGGAUAGAUGCAGAGUGUGGGGAAUAGCUAGAAAAGAGCAGAGCAGGAGAAGUUCUUUAUUUUUUUUUCUAAAUGGCACUUAGAGAGCAAUGCCCAAAGGGCCAUAGACUGAGUAUGAAAGGAUAUUGAAUUUUGAUUUGUUUCUGGAGAAGUGGGGAUUGAUAGGGAUGGAUGAAGGGAACACGGCAUUCUCUGAGACUUAGGUGGUAGAAGGGAACCACUGAGUGAGAGACAUGUGGAAGCAGAGUCUGAGAAAAAGAGAAGUGUAAUGAAAGAGGUUAAUUCAGAUCUUCCAGAUGUUCAAGAAGGAAUGAAAUCAGGUGAAAUGUAGGAGCAUAACUGGGGAGAAUGACAAGGUAGAAAUGAAGCAGAGGGUCCUACAGGAUGGCAUGGAAACAGCUUGACUGAAAGAGACUGUCGAGUGAAAGGAGCAGGCCUCAGAGGAAGAGAUGAAUUGUUUGGUAGAGCUGUUGAAUGAGAAGUGGCUAGCUGGAGAGCAUGGAGACAAUUAGAAAGCUGGCAAGAGGAAGAGGUGAAUUGCUAGAGACAGUUGCAGGGAGAGAGACUCGUAGGCAUUGAGAGCCAAAUGGUAGUAAAAGGAGAUCUGUGUGUGGAGCAAAUGGAGUAAGGGAUGGACGCAUGGGCAAAGGAAGUGUCAGGCUAAUGGAGAUUUGAAUGAAAAAAUAGAGGGAAAACUUUAAGAGAGAAGGUAAGCCAAAGAAGGUAUAUUUUAGGAAAAAUGCUGGUUUGGCAUUUUAAUGAAAGGAGGGAAUGAAGCUCUCUGCAAGGGCUGAGCCUGGAGAAAUUGUCUGAUGUGGGAAGAAGGGACCAAUUGUGGCAAAGAUGAAGAUAUUCAAUAGGUUACGGGAAAGGAAAUGGUGAGAUGGGAGGGCUAGGCCAGAGAAAAAAUGAUUAGUGCUUGGGCCUAGGGACUGAGUGAGAAGUGGAUGGAUGGAGAAGGUAUGGAGAGAUGGAAGCACAGCAGGAGGAAGAGGUGAAUUUCUCAAAAUGCACCCAUUGAGGUGUGGAGAAAUAGUUAACCAGAGCUCCAUAAUUGGAGGCAACAACUGCCUGAAUAUUGUAUGGCUGAAUAGAAAGCAGGAGUUGAGAGUCCUUAAGUAAGAGAGUUGAAGCCAUAGGGAGGAGUAACGGAAGAGAAGGCUUGGUUGAGAAGGAAAUUCGAGGACAAAAUCCAAGCGCAUCAUUUAUGUGUAGGAAUAUCGAAAUUGACACAGCAGGAGAUAGAAGGUUUCAGAAAGGAGCCAUGGUGCCAAGGGGGCAGAAAUGGAGACAUGGAAAAUCUAGCCUGAGUUCAAGGGUUGAAUGGAAGAUGGAGCAGGACAGAUAGAGAUGAGUGGGUGAGGUAUUGGUAGCCAAUGAGAAGUGGAUAGAUGGAGAGCCUGUGGAUAGCUGGAGGCUGUGAAGAGAGAAAUGCUUGGCUAGAGUGGGCAAGCAAGGAGAGACCUAGACAUUGAGAGGUGUACUGUAGUGAAUGGCAGUUGUCCAUGGAGCAAUUUGCACUUUGAAAGGUACCUGAAAGGAAAACAAGCUGUUUGCCACUUGGUUCCCUGAAUGGAAGAAGAGUGAGAAAUAGUUGAGAGUGAGAGACAGUUUGGAGCAGGGUCCAGGAAAAGGAGACAUAUUAUGCAAGAACAUGCUGCAGUAACAGAGAAAUGAAUGGAGACAAUGAGACAAUGUGAGGUUUGUGAAGGGAGACAGGAAUCCUAUUUUGUAGAAGGUGGUUAGGAUGAAGUGAGGCUGAAAUGAGCCCACAGGGAAUGCUCUAGCCCUAGAUGACAGUCCUCAUGCUACUAAUGAUUUUAGGAAAACUCCAUUUAUUCCUAUAUUCUUUAAUGUUUUUAAUAAGAAUAGAUGUUAUAUUUUGCCAAAUGCUUUUUCUACACUUAUUGAUAUAAUCAUAUGAUUUCUGUUAGUUUGGUUUUUGAUAUGGUCAAUUGUGCUGAUAGCUUUCCCGAUAUUGAACCAGCCCUGCAAUCUUGGUACAAAUCUUACUGGGUCAUAAUGUAUUAUCCUGGUAUGAUAAGUUGCUGUUAUCUUUUUGCUAAUUUUUACAUCAAUAUUUAUUAGGGAAAUUGGCCUCUAAUUUUCCUUCUCUGUUUUGGCCUUUCCUUCUUUAGCUAUCAGCACAUAUCUGUGGCAUAAAAGAAAUUUGAUAGGACUUCUCCUUCCCCUAUUUUUCCACAAAGUUUGAAUAAUAUUGGAAUUUAACUUUUUUAAUAUUUGGUAGAAUUCACUUUUAAAUUUAUCUGGCCCUGCAGAUUUUUUCUUAGGGAAUUCAUUAAUGGCUUGUUCAAUUUCUUUUUCUAAAAUAGAACUAUUUAAGUAAUUAUUUCCUUGUCUAUUAAUCUGAGCAAUCUAUAAUUUUGGAGGUAUUCAUCCAUUUCACUUAGAUUAUCAGAUUUAUUGGCAUACAGUCGACCAAAAUAACUCCUAAUAAUUGCUUUAAUUUUUUCUUCAUCGGUGAUAAGAUUUUCAUUUUUGAUACAAGUAAUUUGGUUUUCUUUCUUUUUUCUAAAAAAAUUAACCAAAGGUUUAUCUAUUUUUCUUUCAGAAAACCAACUCUUAGUUUUAUUAAUUAAUUCAAUAAUUUUCUUUCAAUUUUAUUAAUCUCUCCUUUGAUUUUCAAAUUUUCUAAUUUGGUAUUUAAUUGGAAGUUUUUAAUUUGUUCUUUUUAAAUAGCAUGCCCAAUUCAGUGAUCUUCUUUUUCUUGAUUUUAUUCAAGUAAGCAUAUAAAGAUUUUAAAAAAUUGUCCUAAUAACUGCUUUGGCUGCUUACCAUAAGUUUUGGUGUAUUGUCUCGUUAUUGUCAUUCUCUUGGGUGAAAUUAUUGGCUGUUUCUCAUGAUUUGUUGUUUCACCCACUCAUUCUUUAGGAUUAGAAUAUUUAAAUUCCAAUUCACUUUUUUUGUUUGUUUUGUCUGUUUAAAUCACAGGUUUAAUUGAAAAGAAGUAAAUCAGACAACUUUUUCAAUGAAACAAGUAGCUCUUGUAACUUUUAUAAAUAUAGUUAUAACAUACAUAUAAGGCCAAUACAAUCAGCCCACAUUUUAAUGGAGGAAGAGUAUUGAGUAAGGAAAGAAUAUGAUCUUGUUUAACAUUGCUGACAUCUCAAAUUUCACGUUAAAAAACAAACAAACCAUAAAUUAUAUUAGUAGUGGGUGAAGUGAAAUCAGUCAUCUUACUAUUGGACAUCAACUUUCCAAUUCACUUUUAGUCUCACUUUCCUUGGUUCUUUUUGAAUAUAAUUUUGAUUGCAUCAUGAUUUCUUCACUAUUUCUGUCCUUCUGCAUUUCAUUGUGAAGUUUUUGUACCCCAAUUUAUGGUCAAUUUUUGUAUAGGUGCUGUAUACUACUGAGCAAAAAAUAGUAUGCUCCUUUCUAUCCCCAUUCAAUUUUCUCCAAGGGUCUAUCAUACCUAAUUUUACUAAAAUUCUAUUCUCCUUAACUUCUUUCUUACUUAUUUUAUUGUUCAAUUUAUCUAAUUCUGAGAGGGCAAGGUUGAGAUCCCCUAAUAGUAUAGUUUUGCUGUCUAUUUCUUCUUGCAGCUCUCUUAACUUCUCCUUUAGGAAUUUAGAUGCUAUACCACUUGGUGCAUAUAUGUUUAAUAUUGAUAUUGUUUCAUUAUCUAUGGUACCCUUUAGCAAGAUAUAGUUUCCUUCUUUAUCUCUUUUAAUUAAAUCUAUUUUUCCUUUUGUUUGAUCUGAGAUCAAGAUUGCUGCCUCUGCUUUUUUUUUUACUUCAGCUGAAGCAUGAUAGAUUUUGUAUUAUGUAUCUCUGCUUCAAAUGUGUUUCUUGUAAAUAACAUAUUUUGGGAUUCUGGCUUUUAAUCUACUCUGAUAUCUGCUUCCAUUUUAUGGGAGAGUUCAUCCCAUUCACAUUCACAGUUUAAAUGACUAAUUCUGUAUUUCCCACCUUCCUAUUUUUUCCAAGGUAUACUUUUCUCUCUCCUUUAACCCUUUUCCUCCUCAUUAGUGUUUUGUUUCUGAUGAAUACCUCCCUCAAUCUUCCCUCUUUUUUCAGAUCUUCUUAAGAAGAUCACUAGUCUGCCCCAAAUCACGUUUUUCACCAGUCUACAAUCCCUCUGAGCACAAUUUUGUUUUGUUUAUGUGUGGGGGAAACUAGAGAGCUUGGAAUUUUCUGAUCUCCACCAUCUUCCCAGAAUUUUCUCUCCUCUUUGAAGGUCUUAAAGCACCAUAUAAAUUGUGUUAUUAGAGAUUAAUUGAGAGAAGGGCAGAUGCAGAUAAAAAACCAACAAAGAAUAAAAAGGAAGAAAGGAUAUGCAAGAAAGUGAGGAAAGAACAGGUAGAUUGGCAUAGGGGGCGGGGCUACUGUGUGAAUUUAUUUUGUUUGAAAUUUAUCAUAUAUAUAUUUUUUUAAAAGCAAGAAGCAAGAAAUUGAGGUUUGUGAUUUCAUAUGGAAUCCACUGUUAUUUUGGGUGUUUUAAGUUCAGAAUAAAGCCACUUUUGAAAAACAAAGGGGGAUUGAGAUACUCUCUCCCCAGGCCAGGCCAGCAGGCCCAUAGCUGAGAAGUGUAAAAGACCAGAACUGGAAGCAAGGGGUGGGACUGGGGCUGGAGGGAAGAAAUUCUUUCUUUUUCUGCUUUCCAGAGUAAGGUCAGGGGGACCACAGCAAGAAGAAGAAGAGCUGAGGGAAAGAAAACUUUUUUCCCCUCGAACCAGCCAACAGAAUGACAGAGAAACUGAUGAUUCUUUCUCACUCUUCCUCUGACUCUCCCUGCUUCUCCCUGCAUGGCCAACAGGACCACAACAAAGAGAUGAACAAUUGGGGUGAGGGUGAGGGGUGGGAGAGAAGACUCGCUUUCUCUUUUCCAGAAUGAGGCCAGCAGCACCAGAGCAGGAAGAUGACCAGCUGGGAAAGAGGGAGAUACUGUCUCCCUCGUUCCCUCUUUCUUUCUCUCUUUCUCUCUCCUCCUGGAUCCAGCCAACAAGACUAGAGAUGUCUAGAAAAAAGAAGGGGAAUCAGCACGCCUCCUAGGUCUGACCAGAGGGACAGGAGUGAGUGGAAACACUUCUUCUGUCCCUGAAGCCAGCCAGAAGGCCCAAGAAAAGAUGAGAAGACAAGGAGGACGUCUGUUUCCAUCUUUCUUAGUGGAGACAAUCAGUGAGGAGACUCUCUGUCUCCGACUUGCAUUUCGUCUUCUUCCCACUGGAAAGCUCGACUAGCAAAAGUCUGAGUUGAAGGACAAACCCAACAGAGACCCUUAAUGUAUCCCUGGCCCAAGAAGCAAGACUGCCACAACCAAAAGACAACCAGGAGGGAGGAAGAGAGGAACUUUUCUUUCCUCUCUUGCUCUCUCCAGCAUGGAGAUGACCAGGGUGUAAGUAUGGGGGAGGGAGAGCUAGGGGGAAGAUUCUUUUUUUUUUUUUCAGAGUCAAAACAGUGGGACCACAGCAAGAAGAUGACUAUCAAGAAGAAGAAGAUUCUAUCUGUGUCUGCAUCUCCGUUUCAUUCUCUCAUUCUCUCCCUGGAUCCAUGAAGAGGAUUGCCAUAAAGUGAUAUCCAAAACAGGGAGAGAGAGAGAAUGAGGAGGCGCUCCCCUGGACCUGACAGAUGGAACAGGGGUUGAUGAAGCUCCUCUUUGUUUCCCUGGCUCGAAAGAGGCGAUCAAAUGAAGACCCAACAGAAGACCCUCUCUGUAUCUCUGGCCCAGGAAGCAAGACUGCCACAACUGGAAGACAUCCAGAAGGGAGGGAGAGAGAAACUUCCAUGUGCUCACUCUCCCUCCCUUGACGGCAAAGAUGUGACCAGCACAUGAAAAUGGGGAGGGGGAAAGGGAAAUAUUGUAUUUUUCAGGGCAACACCAAUAGGAGAACCACAAGGAGAAGGGGCUGGAAGAGGAGAAGGGGCUCUAGCUCCUUUUGUGCUCCUCUUCCCCCCCUCUCUGGAAGAGCCAGCUAACAGAAGCCUGACUGCGGAGGGAGAACCAUAAAACAGUUUUUAGUCAUGGUUGGUGUUGUCGGUCAUCAUCGGUCAUCGUUGUCAGAGGUGGUCGGUCGUGGUCGUAGGUCAUCGUUGGUCAUGGUCGAGGUUCAUCAGUUGUCGAUUGUCAUCAGCAGUCAUCAUCGGGGCUCGUUGAUCAUCGUCAUCAUCAGUCUUCGUCGGGGGUCUGUUGGUCAUCGAGGGUCAUCGAUUGUCAUCGAGGGUCAUCGGUCGUCGUCAGGAGUCGUUGGUCGUCAUCAGGGGUCAUCGGUCAUCGUCGGGGGUCAUCUGUCAUCAUCGGUCAUCGGGAUCGUCGAGGGUCGUUGGUUGUCGAGGGCCAUCAGUCGUCGUCGGUUGUUGUCGGGGGUCAUCGGUCAUCGUCGGGAUCGUCGAGGGUUGUCGGUCAUCGAGGGUCAUCGGUCGCCGUCGGGGGUCGUCGGUCAUCGUCGGGAUCGUCGAGGGUCGUCAUCGGGAUCAUCGAGGAUCGUCGAGGGUCGUCGUCGGGAUCGUCGAGGGUCGUCGUCGGGAUCGUCGAGGGUCGUCGUCGGGAUCGUCGAGGGUCGUCGUCGGGAUCGUCGAGGGUCGUCGUCGGGAUCGUCGAGGGUCGUCGAGGGUCGUCGUCGGGAUCGUCGAGGGUCGUCGUCGGGAUCGUCGAGGGUCGUCGGUCAUCGAGGGUCGUUGUCGGUCGUCGUCGGGGGUCGUCGGUCAUCGUCGGGAUCGUUGAGGGUCGUCGGUCAUCGAGGGUCGUUGUCGGUCGUCGUCGGGGGUCGUCGGUCGUCGUCGGGAUCGUCGAGGGUUGUCGGUCAUCGAGGGCCGUCGGAGGUCGUCGGUCGUCGUCAGGAUCGUCGAGGGUCUCGGUCAUCGAGGGUCGUCGGUCAUCGUCGGGGGUCGUCGGUCGUCGCCGGGAUCAUCGAGGGUCAUCGGGGGUCGUCAGUCGCUGUCGGGAUCGUCGAGGAUUGUCGGUCAUCGAGGGUCAUCGGUCGUCAUCAGGGGUCGUCGGUCGUCGUCGGGAUCGUCGAGGGUUGUCGGUCAUCGGUCGUCAUCGGGGGUCGUCGGUCGUCGUCGGGAUCGUCGAGGGUUGUCGGUCAUCGAGGGUCAUUGGUCGUUGUCGGGGGUCGUCGGGAUCGUCGAGGGUUGUCGGUCAUCGUCAAGGCUCGUCGGUCAUCGUUGGGAUUGUCGAGGGUUAUCGGUCAUCGAGGGUCAUCGGUCAUCAUCGGUCAUUGUCAGUCGUCCUUGCUCAUCCUUGCUCAUUGUCAGUCGUCCUCCCUCGUCCUUGGGGGUCCUCGGUCGUCCUUACUCAUCCUUGGUCGUCCUCAAAGAUUGUCAGUUGUCCUCGCUGGUUGUUGGUCAUCCUCGCUCGUCCUAGCUCAUUCUCAUAGGUUGCUGGUGAUCAUCGGUCUUCAGUCGUUGGUCAUCAUUGAUCGUCCUCGCUCAUCCUUGCUUGUCCUCGGUGGUCCUUGGUCGUCCUCGGGUGUUAUCAGUCAUCCUCACUUGUCUCAGGGGCUUUCGGUCAUCCUCAGUGGUCCUCAGUCAUCCUUGGUCAUCAGUGGUCCUCAGGGGUCGUCGGUCAACCUCAGUUUUUGGUCAUCAGGCAUCAUCGGUUGUCCUCGCUUGUCCUUGGUGGUCCUCGGUAGUCCUCGGGUGUCGUCAGUUGUCCUUGGUGGUCCUAGGGUGUCGUCGGUCAUCCUCACUCGGUGGUCCUCAGGGGUUGUCGGUCAUCUUCGGUGGUCCUCGAGGGUCGUCAGUAGUCCUCAGGUGUCGUCGGUCGUCCUCGCUCAUCCUUGGUGGUCCUCGGGUAUCAUCAGUCAUCUUCACUUGUCUUCAGUGAUCCUUGGUGAUUCUCAGGGGUCAUCGGUCGUCCUCAGUCGUCAUCAGUGGUCCUUGGGGGUUGUUGGUCAUCGUCGGUGGGCCUCAGUGGUCGUCCUCGGUGACCCUCAGUCGUCCUCAGUUCUUGGAAGCAACACUCCUACUUCAAGAAGACAACGAGGAGGGGGAGGUAAAGAGAAGCUUCUUUCUGCUCUCUUUCUAGCAAAGAUAGUCCCAGCAUAUGAGAGAGGGGAGAGAGGAGCAAAGGGAAGAUUCUCUCUUUUGCUGGAUCAGACCAAUAGGAGGACAGCAAGGAGGAGAAGGGCUGGAAGAAGAAGAUUCGCUUCCUUUCUUCUUCUUUCCCCUCACCAACAAAUGCAGUGAGCAGAAGGCUAACCGUGAAGAGUUUACCAGAAGACAGAAGAACUACUAUGGAGAAAUGGCCAAUGUGUGAGCAAGACAGAAGAUUCUUCCUCUUGUCCUGAUCAGGCCAAUAGGACCACAGCAAAUGGUCCCCAGAAAACCGGCUCUUUUUCUGAUGAUCUGGUCACAGAGGAAGAUUCUCAAAGAUGACAGAGAAAAACCAGCAAGUUGCCUGGACUGUCCUCGGUUACCCUCAAAACAACAUUCAAUCAAGCCUCUAAGAAAAUUCUGGAGUGAAAGAACUCACAAAAAGUUAAGAAAUGACAAGCAGGAUGCUCUGAAAAGAACAGGAAAAGACUUUCGUGAAUUUAUGCAAAGUGAAAUAGGCAGAACCAGAAAAACAUUGUACACAGUUAACAGCAACAUUUUAUGAUGACCUACUGCAAACAACUGAACUAUUCUCGGCAAUACCAUGAUCCAAAACAGUUCUGAAGGAUUUAUGGUGAAAAGUAAAGCUGUGCAUCUCCAGAGAAAGAACUGAGCCUGAAAGGAGAUUGAAGAUACUUUUUCUUUAUUUUUCUGGAGUUAUUUUUGUCUGUAUUCUCUUUCAAAAUGUGACUUAUGUGGAAAUGUGUUUUUCGUUAUCACACGUGUAUGACAUUUCAAAUUGUUUGCCUUUUCGAUGAAAAGGGGGAGGAGGGAAAUUUAGAACUCGGGAUUUGAAAAAAAAGAUUGAUAAAAUUGUUUUUAAUGUAAUUGGGGAAAAACAAAAUAUUGAAUUAUGGAGAGGGGGAAGAAAUGAAAAGACAGAUUUAAAAAAAAAAAACUUGGAAAGACUUACACAAACUGAUGUUGAGUAAAGUGAGCAGAAGCAGGAGAACAUUGUCCACAUGUCCCAUUGCAACACUGUGCAAUAAUAAGCUAAGAUUGACUUAGCUCUUCUGUACAAGACUGAUCCAAGAUGAUUCCAAAAGGUUCAUGAUGAAAAGUGCAAUGCACAUCCAGAGAAAGACCAUAUGGAGUCUGAAAACAGAUCAAAGCACAUUAUUUUCAUGGGUUUUUUUUUUCAAAUUUUUCCCUUUUUUCCUCUCAUUUCAUGUUAGAACUAUUAUGGAAAUAUGUUUUACAUUAUGGCAAAUAUAUAAUAUAUAUGAUGGCUUAUUUAUGGAUGAUGGCAGGAAAGAGAAAAGUAUUGAACUCAAAAUGUUUUUUAAAAUAAAUGUAAAAAUUGUUUUUACAUGUAAAAAAUAAAUUAUGGAAAAAUUAAUAUUAUGGAAAUAAUAUUAUUUGGAAAAAAUAAAGUAUGAUUGAAAAACA